This is a messenger RNA of Colletotrichum phormii, 1902 nucleotides long. RefSeq names its product GDP/GTP exchange factor Sec2p. NCBI's taxonomy places the organism in Eukaryota, Fungi, Ascomycota, Sordariomycetes, Glomerellales, Glomerellaceae. The coding region runs from base 1 to 1902 and encodes 633 amino acids. Gene Ontology annotation, cellular component: Golgi to plasma membrane transport vesicle; cell tip. Gene Ontology annotation, biological process: exocytosis. Gene Ontology annotation, molecular function: guanyl-nucleotide exchange factor activity. The record is from RefSeq and is a predicted model, not a curated record. The transcript has a single exon.
AUGUCUUCCUCCGUAGCAUCUUCGCCGUCACUACGACCCACGACAACAGUGACACCUCCAGAUGACGACGGCGAACUGAGCACCUUACCUGACCCACGCAGCCGGGCUAUGAGUCCCGCAAGCGAAGCCGAUAAUGCUCAACACCCCGAGCUGAAUGACGAAGUCGCAACCCUGAGCGCCAAAUUAAUUAACGCCAUCAACCACCAGACAACCCUCGACGACACAUUAUCCGCCACAAGACAAGAGUUGGAAAGAGCACGCGAGAAAAUCAAGCAUUUAGAAGAACAGAAUGAAUCCCAGAGAGAGAUGCUCGCAGGCGAUAUUUGGAUUCGUCGCAAGACCGCCGAGGAAGAAAAGAAGACAAUUAUGCUCCGUGUUACACAGGAGAAGAAACUCCGCGAGGAUGCUGAGAAGGAGCAGAAGAGGAUCGAAACAGAGCUGGAGAGCUUGUCCACCGCUUUGUUCGAGGAGGCCAACAACAUGGUUAUUACCGCGAAAGAGGAGGCGAGAUUGGAGCAGGAGGUUAUCCAAAGAAAGAACGACAAUCUGAGAUCCCAGCUUGGCGAUAUGGAGGCCUUGCUGACCUCACAACAACAGCAACUAGCCGAUCUCAAGCACGUCAUGGAGCAGAUGAUGCUCGAAAGAGACGAUGCUACGACCGGCACAGCUCCUUCGUCUCCCGGCUUUAGUAAACCCGACACCACGAAGGACGAUGAACGCUCAGAAGGCCUAGUCGCUUCACCUCUCAUGGAUCCCACUUCGCCAACGUACCCUACUAGCUUGACACAUCUCAUCCAGCCAGUUCUCAGGACUGAUCUUGGAGCUUACGAGGAUUUCCUUAACCUUACAAAGCUGUCCAGGAAUCGCGCUGGUAGCCGUGUUUCAUCUGGCUCAUUCAACGGUCUAAGUGGGCUGGGUCUUGGUAUGGGCGGCAGCACCUCAAGCGCUCACCCUUCCAAUGCCUCGACUGCUUCCCUAUCCAUGACGGGGACUCCAGCGACGUCAUCGCCGCAGACGCCGAAUACCCCGGCCUCCGUGUCAAGCACGGCCUCAGCAAACUUGGGCCCACCCCCGCCGGCUCUAAAGGAAACCAAGUUUUUCAAGCGUGUCCUGGCAGAAGAUGUCGAGCCGACACUCCGACUGGACAUUGCCCCGGGCCUGUCCUGGCUUGCGCGUCGCAGCGUUUUGAAUGCCAUGAGCGAUGGCUCAAUCGUGGUGGAGCCAAUUCCUGCCAAUGCGCCCUUUGCGUCAAUUGUCAAGCCGCAGUUCUACCCCUGUUCCUUGUGUGGCGACGCACGGAAGGAUGAAGAGCACCUUCGAACAUAUCGCUUCCGAACCAGCGAGUCCGAAUCAGCCCAGAGAUACCCCCUCUGCAAAUAUUGCCUAGGUCGUGUGAGAUCCACCUGCGAUUUCCUCAACUUCUUGCGCAUCGUCAAAGACGGCCACUGGCGAGCGGAGGACGAAGAUGCGGAGAAGGCUGCCUGGGAGGAAAGCGUCCGCCUGCGGGAACAGAUGUUCUGGUCCCGAAUCGGUGGUGGCGUCAUCCCGGCCAGUCAUCAUCAUUCACUACCCUUGGAGAAGAGCCCUCGAACUAGCCAUGAGAGCGAGUCUAGAGACACAGAGCCAGAGGUAGCAGUGACACCUUCGGAGAAUAUCGAUGAUGCUACUCCCUUUGCCACUCCUCUCGAGGAGACAGCUAGCCAGCUGGACGCUGAGGAGUCACUAGCAAGACCAGAGACGCCUUGCCCGAGUAAUCGAAACUCAACACGGUCGUCUUCGCCAGAGAAAAGCUCCAUUGCAGAGAAGGACGGAGAGAAGCGACUGUCAAUCAACAUUCCCAUCAAAGAGGAGCAACAAAUUAUUGUUGCGACAACCGAGGAAAAGGUCGAAGCUACAGCAUAA